GUAUGUAUAUAUAUAUAUAUAUAUGUGUGUCUGUGUAUAUAUAUACUCUUUGUAUACUGUAGAACACAAUCAUACACGUUACAAUGUGCAGUGAAAGUUGUUCUCUGCAUUUUACCCAUCCUAACUAAUUAGGACCAACUCCAGUUGUAAUGCCAGUACCUAAAGCAAGGGCAACGGCAGGAGUUACCUAGCACGCAUGUCUUUAUGGUGGGAGGAAACCCACGCAAACACGGGGAGAACAGCCUGGCUCCCAGACUGCAGAAAGAACAAAUAUAAACACUCAUUUGUUCCUCUGUCAAUAUCUCCGCUGAAUCAACCAAGGAGGGCAAAGAAGUGAUACUUCCCCCACCCCCCCACACUUUCAUCUAUAUAUUUAUGGCUAUUUAAGACCACUCUUGCAGGACAGGGCCCCCCUCAUAUUAAUUCAUUAUUUAUUUAUGUUAUUACUGAUGCCUAUAUGUUUUUAGCUUUUUGUCUUUAGGUUGUUGUGUUGUAAUUGUUGGCGCUUGUAUGGCAAGACAAACUUCCGUGUCUACCGACAAUAAAGUGCUAUCUAUCUAACUAUCUAACAUGCAGACUCCACACAGAAAGUCCUGCCCGGACUGGGAAUCGAACCAAUCCUUACCGUGCUGCCACGUGUGUAUCUACUACACGGGUGUAAACAUGUUGCGUAAUGUGUAGAGUAAGAGAUCAGGUGGCUCUUGGCAAUUGGCCAAAAGAAGAACCACCUCUCAAUGCCAGGAGUCCAUAAAAAGUCUGUAGCUUUCCUCUCCACAUCAUCACCUGUGAACCUGCAAGAUGCGUCUGACUCAGUCCCUGUUCAUCCUGGUCGUCAGCCUCCCGGCCCUGCUGUGUUACAGAGCUGUGUGGCAGUUCAGGGCGAUGAUCCUCUGCACUGUACCUGACAGCUGGCCCGUGCUGGACUACGCUGACUAUGGCUGCUACUGCGGCCUGGGAGGCUCCGGCACACCUGUUGAUGAGCUUGACAGGUGCUGUCAGAUCCACGACCAGUGCUACAGUGAUGCCAUGCAGCUGGACGAAUGCUGGCCCAUCUUUGACAACCCCUACACCGAACUGUACAGCCACAGGUGUGACAAGGCCAGCAAGAGCGUCACCUGCCUGGAUGACAACAACCCCUGCGAGAGGUUCAUCUGUGAGUGUGACAGGAAAGCAGCCAUGUGUUUCGCCAAGGCAGAUUAUAAUGAAAGAAACGCCAACCUUCCCAGCGAACGCUGCAAGUAGGCCGAGGGACUCGGAGAGAAACACGCAGAAGAGUGUGUCUUUAUUCAAAAUCAACAAGUGUCAUUGUAUUCAUAGUUAGUGUUUUGUUGUCUCCAACAAAUGCCACGCACACGUACUGUAUAUGCAACUUUUAUCCCUUUUUGUGACUCUCAAAAUUAAUACAUUGAUAUCAAAAACA
Molecule: messenger RNA, 1420 nt
Organism: Perca fluviatilis (European perch)
Lineage: Eukaryota; Metazoa; Chordata; Actinopteri; Perciformes; Percidae
Gene: pla2g1b
Product: phospholipase A2, group IB (pancreas)
Exons: 4
Coding region: 799-1242 (147 amino acids)
Biological process (GO): phospholipid metabolic process; lipid catabolic process; arachidonate secretion
Molecular function (GO): phospholipid binding; calcium ion binding
Source: RefSeq, a predicted model, not a curated record